AUGUUUGAUCCAGUCGAUAUACUAUUCGAGGAGCUGUAUGCUGGUGUUAAAGAGCUGAUAAAAAAGAAUACCAUAUUCGAUCCCACACUCAAAGCCAUCAAAACCAAGCUAGACUCUCUAAAACCAGUGAUCCUAAAGAUGGCAGAAUGCAACGAGGCACUGGAUAUCCCAAAGGAGGAACUAGAAGGUCUAGAAGAAGUAAUGAAGGAUGGCAAGGAGCUUGUUCUCAAGUGCUCAAAGAUCCACUCUGAGCAACAGGAUGUCAAGACAAUCGCAGUUGCUGUGGGACAUAUAGAGGCUGAAGUAGGGAGUAUAAAGGCGGUGAUCAACGAAAUGAAAGAGAAUUUUGUGAUACAGAAUCACUCUGCAGGGGUACCUAAAGCUUGGUGUGCAUUACCUGAACUUCCAGAGUUUCUUGUUGGAUUGGAUGAGGCUUUGAGUGGACUGAAGAUGAAGCUUCUGAAGGAUGGGGUGUCAAGGCUGGUGCUGUCUGCUCCUGGAGGAUGUGGGAAGACUACUUUAGCAACCAAAUUCUGUCAAGAUAAGCAAGUCAAAGAUAAAUUCAAGGAAAAAAUCUUCUUUAUUACCAUCUCAAAAAGACCAAACUUGGACCUUGUUGUUCAAGAACUGCGUCAAUCAAGUAUGGGUUCCAAGGUUCCCACUUUUGAAAGUGAAGUAAUUGCGGUUAGGUGGCUGCAAGAGUUUCUGAAGGAAACAGGAGAGAAUCCUUUGUUGUUGGUCCUCGAUGAUGUUUGGCCUGGAUCAGAAUCUCUCCUACAGAAGUUUGAUGAAUUGAAAAUGGCAAAUUACAAAAUUUUGGUGACAUCAAGAUAUGAGUUCCCAGGAUUCGGUUCACCACAUAUACUAAAACCACUGAAUUAUGUAGAUGCAAUGGCCCUUUUCCACGAUUCAGCUUCCUUAGGAGAUAAGAGCUCUCAUGUUCCAAAAGAUCUUCCAAGAAAGAUAGUAGAGUGUUGUAAAGGAUUUCCACUUGCCAUUACAGUGGUUGGAAGAUCACUUUGUGAGAAACCUACAGAGUUCUGGCUUAAAAGAGUAAGGGCACUGUCUAAAGGUGCUUCUGUUCUUGAUUCUUCAACUGACCUGCUCAUAUGCCUUCAAAGUAGCUUACAUGCUUUGGAUGAAGAAGAUACCAUCCUGAAGGAUUGUUUCUUGGACCUGGGCUCAUUUCCUGAAGGCAAGAGGAUCCCUGCUUCUGCUCUAAUUGAUAUAUGGGCAGAGUUAUAUGAGUUAAAUGAAGAUUUCCUGUCCAUUUCAAAUCUCCAAGAGCUUGCCACUCGAAGUCUAGUUGAUCUUAUAGUUACAAGGAAGGAGAGGAUGGAGGUGGAUGGGUACUACAGUGAACACUUUGUCGCCCAGCAUGAUUUGCUUAGACAGCUAGCCAUCUAUGAAACGAAACUAGAUCCAAACAAAAGAAGAUUGAUUAUAGACAAAUGGGGAGACAAUCUACCCAAGUGCUUGACUAAACAGAGGCAUCAACCCAUCAAGACCCGACUAUUAUCAAUCUCCUCUGAUGGAGUGUUCUCAACAACUUUGAGCAACAUUCAACUAUCAGAGGUUGAGGUUCUAGUUUUAAACUUCAGCACAGACAUCUAUGCUUUACCUGAAUUUGUGGCGAAAAUGGAAAACUUGAAGGUUCUAAUAGUCACAAAUCAUGGUUCCUUACCAGCCAAAUUGAGUAAUUUUCAACUACUGGAUUCUUUACCAAAUCUGAAGAGAAUCAGACUGGAGCGAAUUUCAAUUCCUUCCAUAGCCAAGAAGCCUGUAAACGUGAAGAGUCUAAAGAAGAUAUCCUUAUUCAUGUGUAGAAUUGGUCAAGUUUUCAGCAACUCCUCCUUCCAAAUUUCGUAUGCAUUUCCAAAUCUAGAGGAAUUGAACAUUGACUAUUGCAGUGACUUGGUGGAAUUGCCUGUUGAUCUCUGUGAUCUGAUGGAGCUAAGGAAGCUCAGUAUCACCCACUGUCAUAACCUAUCUGCCUUGCCUGAUGAGAUUGGGAAGCUGAUCAACUUGGAAGUCUUGAGGCUAAACAUUAAGGAGUUGCCUGACAACAUUGGUGAAAUAAGCACUUUAGAAAAGAUCAAUAUGAGACAGUGCUCUAGAGUGCAAGAUCUACCUCUAUCAGUUAUGGAUCUUAAGAAACUGAAGGAGGUGAUAUGUGAUGAGGAGAAAGAAGAAUCAUGGGCACUUUUCGGGCUGGACAUACAAAUAAGGGUACUUUAA
Molecule: messenger RNA, 2238 nt
Organism: Rosa chinensis
Lineage: Eukaryota; Viridiplantae; Streptophyta; Magnoliopsida; Rosales; Rosaceae
Product: probable disease resistance protein At5g66900
Exons: 7
Coding region: 1-2238 (745 amino acids)
Biological process (GO): defense response to fungus
Molecular function (GO): ADP binding
Source: RefSeq, a predicted model, not a curated record